GUCGUUUUGCAGCUAACUGAAGGGUUUGUGCACGCAGAACCAGCUUUAAUUAUUUUUUCAAAAGUACUUUGAGCUGUGUAACAGUGGAAAACAAUCAACGAAAAAAAUCUAAAUCUAUGUUGCUUUUAAACGUACCCCUUGUUGAAGUGCAAGUUGACAAGCUGUCCCUGAAAUCAAUGCCACAAUGAAUUAGGAUGACGUGGACUGCUGUUUGGCUUGGUGUUUCUUCAACUGUGUACCAACUCUCUGGGCAAAACACACCAUAGGCCAUUAUAUGGAACAAGAAAGAUGAAUAAAAAUAAACUGAUUCAUGAUUUCCUGGAAGUAAUUUCAAGAGGUGAUGUGGAACUCAUCUGUGACCAUAUUACUAAAGUCCAUUCCAUCCUUGGAAACCUUGACUUUCAGCAUCCAAAGACUGGGAAUACACCACUCAUUACUGCAGCAGAAGAAAAUCUAACAGAGGUUGUUGGAUUUCUUCUGGAAAAGGGAGCAGAUAUCACCCUUUGCAAUUACAACAACAAAACCGCAGUGCAUGUGGCUAAUUGCAAAGUCCAAAGACAACUCUUGGCCAUCAGUGGAAUGCAGGAUCCCCAAAUGCAGCUUCUACAAAGUUCGUGGCAAGGCGAUCUUGAACAACUGCAGCACUUGUUGGCAUCUGAAGAGUUCCUGGAUAUAAAUUUCUCAAACCAACAUGGCUUGACCCCUCUGAUGCUGGCUGUGAGAGACGUGGACCUGUUUGAGAGUCUCGAUAUGUUAACAGUAUACAGACCUGUGGAGGUUCUGUCUGAGCUUCUCAGGCACCGCGCAGAUCCUAAACUCUGUGAUUUUGGUGGAAAAUCAGCAAUACAUUAUGUGUCACAAUUAGAGAGUUUUAAGAAACAGCAGUUAUUGAACAUUCUAAUGAAUUCUAUGCCAAAAGAAGGGAGACAUGCUGAAUCAUUGCUUGACGUUUGUCAUGAUACAAACUCUUCUCCAACUGAUAUGACAGUUACUAAAAACCAAAAUAUACUCUUGCAAAGCAUCAGCAGCAGUGAGGAGUUUGCCCAAGACGAUGACUGCAGUCAUUCCAUAUUGAUUUGUGAAGAAGGAGAUCCCCGUGGUGAUGGACAAGAUUGGCAGCCCGGGGCCGAAGGUGUCGAGAUUGUUGUUACUUUUCCAAAAGAUGUCCGUUGCCCCCAAGAAACGAGCCAAGAAGAUUUGAAAGAAAACAAUCAGACAACCACAGUGCAUCAGGAACGGGCACAAGCACAUUCUGCUUCUCUUCCAAAUGAAAUGAAGAUGAUGGACGUCAGGACAAAGAUGCCAGGCAUGCAGCCUUCACUUCUGAAGAAAGAGGCAAGUUACAAGGAGCUCUGUGAUGAAAACUUGGGCUUUUUGGAGCCAAGACCUUGCUUGGAACCAAACAUUUCCAAAUCUGUCGUCAGAGAAGAUGUUCCUCCCUUUCUGAAGGGCCAGCAAAGAAAAUCUGAAGAUUUUUCUACCUCUGAUAUGAAGUACAAUAGCCGAAGAACUGAGCUCCCUCUGCCACCAUUGUCAUUCUUGCCCAUGAGACCUGGUCUCCUUACUAUUCCCCCAAAUCACAAGGAUCAAAAAGAGAGAGAAAGAAAUAUCCCAAAUGUCGUAUCCUUCGUGCCUACAUUCUCAGAGUCUGUUAGUCAAUCUGAUGAGUUUAGACCAUCAAACAAGCAACAGGAAGCCCCACCGAAGGUGUUUGUGGAUCAGACCCUCAGGUCUUCUGAUAACUUUAUUUGGUCUAGAAACAUGUGCUCUUUUUGGAAGGCUAACCAUCACAGACAACACCUGGAGAUGGAGGAGAAUAGGAAAUCUAAGGCAACAGAAGAAUGUGACAAAAUUCAAAUCUCUCACUGCGAAAAAGGGCAGUCUUCAGUGUCCUUCGAGAAUUUUAAGGAAAGAAGUUUUCCUACAGAUAGGGAAGUGGAUAUUGACUGCCAUGGUAGUGAAAUGAGGAAAACAGAAGAACACUCUCAACAUUUUUCAUUAGGAAAUGAGGAGGGUUCAGUAGCCAGAAACUAUAAACAAAAUUCAGAAGCUGGAUGCACCAUACAAAUCAAGUUCCAAGAAGCCCAGCAGUCAGAGAUAACUCUAAAGGAUAAAGAGACUAGAAAUGAUAAAGCUGAUUCAAAAAGUGCUUCAGUAUAUAAAGGUGAAGUAAUUGAGCCAAAUCAUAUUUUAGAAGAGUUUACUGUACUUAAAAGUUUAUCCAAUGUAGUCCCUGAUGGCCCCAUUGAAAAGCUCCCAGAAGAUCAUAACGGCAUGGAGACACACACAAAAAUGUCAAUACCAGAGGCAACCAAACCAGAAAUGAAUGGGAUGGUGCCUCUUAUCCACGUCACUUUCCCUGGAGAUGGACCUCCCAAGGAACCGGCAAUAGCCAAACCAAGCCUCCAAAAAAGAAAGGGCACCUUUCGUAACAACAAUAGCUUCAACAUACUUGCACACCAAGAAAAUGACAUGCAUAAGAUGAAAAACCACAGAAAUAAGUUGGAUUCAAAAACCAAGAACAGUCACAGGACACCUCAGAAUUUCAUGAUUUCCAUUGACAGUUCCAUUAAGCCCACCAUGCAUAAAACAAGUAUUAAAACUCAGAUUUUCCCUGCUUUGGGGAUUGUUGACCCCAGACCUCGGCAAUCACCAAAGUUUCAAAGGAGAAUGCCACAGAUAGAAAAGAAGCAAUCAACUUACCGGGCUCUGAAACCUAAAAAGCAGUCAUUUCCUUGCAUCUGUAAAAAUCCAGGAACAAAAAUGUCUUCAGUUCCUCUCCCUAUUCAACCAACAGAGCCAAGACUAAAUUACCUAGAUCUUAAGUAUAGUGACAUGUUCAAAGAAAUCAAUUCAACUGCUAAUGGACCUGGAAUCUAUGAAAUGUUUGGGACCCCUGUUUAUUGUCACAUGCGAGAGGCUGAACGGCAUGAAAACAAACAUUACCGAGAGAUAUGCUCAGCUCCAUCAGGCAGAUGUAUCACCAAUAAAUGCCGAUCUUCACACAAUGAGAGGAGCAGCAAUAGCAGAGCAAGACUUUCUCAGAAAAGACCACAUGCUAAACCCCCAAAGGCUUUGCUUGGAAUUAAACAAAAGCACACAAGUUUGAUUUUUAAAGAAAAGGGUUGUAAGGCCGUAGGUAGCAACCUACAAGACAUUGAAAAUGGUGGUGGUAUUUCAGAACUAGAGUGGCAGGUAAAGUCUUCAGGAAAUGACUUUCUAUCUUCCAAAGAUGAAGUUCAGCCCGUGAACUUUGCUCAGACCCAUGAGCAGUCAAUUGAACAGAACGAAUUCCUUCCUGUCUCAGGUUUGUCCAUUGCUGAAGAAGUCUCUAUGGAAGAGUCUGCAGAUGAAGGAGACAUUUCUAACAAUCAGAUACUUGCCACAAGCCUCAGAGACCUGCAUGAACUUGAAGAGGUACGUCACCAGAUGUACCUUUUGGAAAACAGCUGGGCAGUGCCCAGCGAGAAGAGUUCCAACAAGCAUGUACUGCAAGAAAAGCAGAAUACAGCAUCUCUUGGUAAAAUAAAUGCCAACCAAAUUUUUACUAAUGAUGUCGAGUUUGACAGUGUCUCAGGGAAUUCUAAAACACUUAUUUUCCAAGAGGGACAAGAAAGUGCAUCUUCCCAAGCAUAUCAACUUUGGGCACAUUCUUUGGAUCAUGAUUGGUUAGGUAAUAAGACAAUUACACACCAAAUGUUUGGGAAAAGUAUAAAUGAUGCAAAUUCAAUUUCCCAAGAAACACUAGACUCUAUAAAGAAUGAAGAAUUGACAGAUGAACUAUUAGGGUGUCUAGCUGCAGAACUAUUAGCUCUUGAUGAGAAAGAUAACAACCCUUGCCAGAUAAUGGCCAAUGAAACAGAUCCUGAAAACCUAAAUCUUGUCUUCAGUAGGAGAGGAAAUACCAUGCAAGAAUUGGGCAGAGAGACAACGAAUGUCCAAACACAGAGACAUAAUAAUGGGUUCAGGAUAUAUGACAAGGAGGAGAAUUUUCUCAAUGAAAAGAAGGUAUUUUCUGAAAAUAGUUUAAAGUAUGAAGAACCUAUCCUGUGGACCAAGGGUGAGAUCCUUGGGAAGGGAGCCUAUGGCACAGUAUAUUGUGGUCUAACUAGCCAAGGACAGCUAAUAGCUGUAAAACAGGUGGCUUUGGAUACCUCUGAUAAAUUAGCUACUGAAAAAGAAUAUCAGAAACUGCAAGAAGAAGUGGAUUUGCUCAAAGCAUUGAAACAUGUCAACAUUGUGGCCUAUCUGGGGACAUGCUUGGAAGAGAACACUGUAAGCAUUUUCAUGGAGUUUGUUCCCGGUGGCUCCAUCUCUAGUAUUAUCAAUCGUUUUGGGCCGUUGCCUGAGAUGGUGUUCUGUAAAUAUACAAAACAAAUUUUGCAAGGCAUUGCUUAUCUCCAUGAGAACUGUGUGGUGCAUCGAGAUAUCAAAGGAAAUAAUGUCAUGCUCAUGCCCACAGGAAUAAUAAAGCUGAUCGACUUUGGCUGUGCCAAACGUUUGGCCUGGGCUGGCUUAAAUGGCACACACAGCGACAUGCUCAAGUCCAUGCAUGGGACGCCAUAUUGGAUGGCCCCCGAAGUCAUCAACGAGUCCGGCUACGGAAGGAAGUCGGACAUCUGGAGCAUUGGCUGCACUGUGUUUGAGAUGGCCACAGGGAAGCCUCCACUCGCGUCCAUGGACAGAAUGGCGGCCAUGUUUUACAUCGGAGCGCACCGAGGGCUGAUGCCUCCUUUGCCGGAACACUUCUCAGAAAACGCAGCAGACUUCGUGCGUGUGUGCCUAACAAGGGACCAGCAUGAGCGACCUUCUGCUGUUCAGCUCCUGAAACACUCCUUCUUGAAGAGAAAUCACUAAACAUACAUCAAGACUUUCCACUUGCAUUAUAGAUACUGAUAUUACUUCAUUGUGGGGAUGAUGGUGAAGGGACCCUUGUUUUCCUACUGGAAAGCCAAUCUAAUCCAAUUUAACCAGAUCCUGUAGUGUCACUAACUGAAAAGUUUGUUGCAUACUAGUCUCCUCAAGCUUCAGGCACAAUUACUUAUAUAUGUGAAAAAAUUUUCUUAAACAGUAACAAAGAAACCUAUUCCAGUGUUUACAGUUUUGACUAUCCAGGAACUAUAAUCUCUAUUGCUUUUACAAUAUUUCAUUUUUGGCCCGUCAAUUUUAAUGUCAUUAGUUUUAAAAUAAAUUGUAAAAACAAAAGAAGUUUUCCUGCUUGGUAUGUCAGAACGCUUAUCUAGGUUUUAUAAAGGGGACUUAAGAAAGGUAAGAAGUUAAAAGGAGUAGAGAGGUGCUAGAUUCUGCUUACUUUGGCGGCAGUCUUAAACUUGCAGAUUACAGGAGCUUCAAGGUUAAAAGGAAGAGCUAAGGGCCUGGGUAUUUCAUUAUCAGAGGGUCCCCACACUCCUCAGAAGUCUCCACCUACAAAAAGCUGGGUUAUUUAAGGUGGCUUCAUAAACCUCAGGCUGUUUUCCCUGUAAUUUCAAGUUAUGAAUUGAGGUCUUCACUUAUUUGCAGAGUGAAUUAGGUCAUUACCACAUCUAGAACUAACAAAACCUAAGCCAGGUAGGAUAAAAGCUACCUGUCUUAGUAUAACUUUGGAAGGAUAAAAGCUAGAUCAGGUAAGGAGAGCGUGGGUCAGCAUAUAAACGUUUUCAGGGCACUUUGCUCACUUUACCUGAAGGAAGGACAUCCCCAGAUGUCCCUUUCAUUUCUAGCACAUUGGUAAACUUCACAAAACUGAACACAGACAAGUUGUCAAAAUUAUUACAAGCCCUUAUUUUAAGUUGGUGGAUGAAGCAUUUUAGUAAGAUUUCCAUUGCUGUCACCUCAUGCAUCUAAAUUUCAUUGACUCCUAUUGUUUUAAGCUAUGUCUACAUACGGAUUUUUUUAAAAAAAAAAUUUCAAGAUGGUACAACUCCAAACUAAUUUUAGGUAUAUUCUAACACCAGUUGGCAGGCUUUGUUAAAAUCGAACUGCUGCUUCAAACUUUUGAGAAAUAAACGUGAAAAGCAGUCCAUAUGAGAUAGAACACAUUUUACUUUGGCCAAUAUGUUUAGAUGGGUCUUUGUGGGUAUAUCUUCCACCUUUCUCUUCAAUUUGUACAGUUCUUUUCUCAUUAUUUGAUAGAAAUUUAAGGGGU
Molecule: messenger RNA, 6145 nt
Organism: Rhinolophus ferrumequinum (greater horseshoe bat)
Lineage: Eukaryota; Metazoa; Chordata; Mammalia; Chiroptera; Rhinolophidae
Gene: MAP3K19
Product: mitogen-activated protein kinase kinase kinase 19
Exons: 14
Coding region: 289-4857 (1522 amino acids)
Biological process (GO): protein phosphorylation
Molecular function (GO): ATP binding; protein binding; protein kinase activity
Source: RefSeq, a predicted model, not a curated record